Messenger RNA from Saccostrea cuccullata (small rock oyster), 1046 nucleotides. RefSeq names its product kelch-like protein 15. Bases 90 to 842 code for a protein of 250 amino acids. Gene Ontology annotation, molecular function: protein binding. The transcript has 2 exons. The record is from RefSeq and is a predicted model, not a curated record. NCBI's taxonomy places the organism in Eukaryota, Metazoa, Mollusca, Bivalvia, Ostreida, Ostreidae.
UUUCUACCUGAUCAAUGGGAGAUAACAUUAAAACUUCACCUCCGCUUUCAAACUGACUUGUCAUCCUCCGAAUAAGAUCAUAAAAAGGCAUGGCGACCGAAAUAGAAGACAAACCUUUUGAAAAAGACGAUUAUUCUGCCAAAGACGAAAACUAUUUUGACUCCUUCCCGUGCGACCCAGAGCUGACAGAUUUAACUCUCGUCGUGGAAGAAAAGAAGCUACAUGUAAUCAAAGCUGUGCUUAUGGAUGCGUCACCUGUAUUUAGAAAAAUGUUCACCGACGACUUUAAAGAAAAGAAUGCAGCAGAAGUCCAUCUUCCUGGAAAGGAAUAUUCCAUAUUCGUUUUGUUUCUGAGAUGUAUUUUCCCGAGAGAACAUGUUACUCUUUCAGAGAGAAGUAUCGAAGAUCUUUUGCCACUAGCUCACGAGUACGAUGUUAAGUGCAUUUUAAGAGAGUGUGAAACAUGGCUACUAACUGAACUUGAGUUUAAGAAAGCGAAAGUAGAAAACCAUUAUGUAAAUGUAGAAAAUGACGUCGAAUACCUAACGAAGUGCCUUUACUAUGGCAGUGAGUACUGCUUGAGAGAAUUGUAUGCUAAAGCUUUCCAAUUAAUGAUUCCACAUAAGCUUACCAGAUAUAAAACGAAUCAAUUCUACCAGAAACUUCCUGAGAAAAAUAAACGAGAACUUAUUGAAGCACGGCUUACUAAGAUUGAAGAAAUGGGAACAUUAUUAAACACCACUAACUCAUUUGGUUCAUCCGGAUUGUUUGGUCAACAAACUAAAGUAUCAACGACUUCUGAACAAACUGUCUUUCAGUGUUCAGCUAAUUUAUUCAUUUAAGAACAUAUUAUUAUUACUCGUUAUCAACACAAACCAAAUACAAGUAUUGUGCCUCUCUCAGCUGCACUUUUAUUAAAGCUCUGCGUGUGGAUCAAAAUUGAAUCCCGUAUACACUGUACAAGAAACGUGAUUCCAUAAAAUUCAUGUAUUUAGUUGAUUAUGAUGGUUGUUGUAAGAUUCAAUUUCAAUUCGAAGGAUUUUUUU